Dermacentor silvarum is the source of this 1047-nucleotide messenger RNA. Its product is annotated as THAP domain-containing protein 10. Gene Ontology annotation, molecular function: sequence-specific DNA binding. The record is from RefSeq and is a predicted model, not a curated record. The coding region runs from base 208 to 843 and encodes 211 amino acids. Lineage: Eukaryota; Metazoa; Arthropoda; Arachnida; Ixodida; Ixodidae. The transcript is spliced from 5 exons.
AACAUUGCGCAAUACUCUGCAUUGCGGAUGCCAUCGACUUGGCGCCGUUGCCGCUUUUGAAUUAACCAGCACACCGCGUCCAUGCCCGCAUAUUUCGUUGUCACCGCUGUUCAUCGUUUUGAGAACUAAAGCGGGCCGAAAACCUGCCUGCGAGAAAGUUGACAUGGCCUGAGUACAGCAAGCAUUUACGGACUCAGUUACCCAUCCAUGGCGCCGAGGUAUUGUGUCGUGAAGAGCUGCGGCAAGAAAGAAGGCGACAAUGUUGUGUUUCACUACUUCCCAUCCGACGACGAUCAAAGGAAAGCAUGGACCGAGUUCGUGCAGGCCGUCCGAGGUACCAGUUGGAUGCCGGGAAGGCGCAGUCAGGUAUGCUCCCUGCACUUCUCGUCGGACUGUUACGUAUACAACAUGCAGUACUGCGCCGACUUCGGUCUACCGACGAGGCGAAAGUACCUGAACAAGGGUUCAGUGCCUACUUUGUACCCUGCUGGUGCAGUAUUCAUCUCUGCACCGCCAACGGGUCCAGGAACCGAGGUGCGUAAUUUUGCGACAGGCACUGCUGUUGGGAUCAUAUCCUCUGACUCCUGGAGCAGUGGGAGUUGCAUUCACAUGUGCAGUGCACCAAGCACAGGUCCACCACUGGGACCAACUCGCAAUUAUACUAUAAUGGCGAGUGUGGCUGUUGCAACUCUUCCAAUGGGGCAAGUCAGUGCAAUCACUCAGUGCUCGUUGCCGCUAACAGUGAAAUCAACACAGGCCAUGCUGAGCAAAAGGAGGAGGAAUGUCGGAGUACAAGCAGAAGUGAAAACAAAAACUCCAGGGUGCACCAAAAGGCAACCUUGACGUCAAAUGGCCGACCAUAAGUGAAUACCUGUCUUUUGGGCCUGCUGGCUUUCAAGCAUUGCAGGUUUCGCGACUGAUUAUGUACACCUUGAUGUUGUGCUCUUCAAAGAUGUUUCCCGAAUGCUCAACUACACUGCCUACAGGACCAAAUAAUUCUUGGAAAACUGAUAGGCUGAAACAUAUCACUCGGCCAUCAGAAACCAU